Messenger RNA from Calliphora vicina (urban bluebottle blowfly), 2623 nucleotides. RefSeq names its product adenylyl cyclase-associated protein 1 (gene capt). The record is from RefSeq and is a predicted model, not a curated record. Gene Ontology annotation, cellular component: cytoplasm. NCBI's taxonomy places the organism in Eukaryota, Metazoa, Arthropoda, Insecta, Diptera, Calliphoridae. The transcript is spliced from 6 exons. Gene Ontology annotation, biological process: cytoskeleton organization; actin filament organization; cell morphogenesis. Bases 16 to 2139 code for a protein of 707 amino acids. Gene Ontology annotation, molecular function: actin binding; adenylate cyclase binding.
AACCAAAUAAAAAAAAUGUUUUCGUGUUGUCGCGCAAAUCCUAAAAAUUCCAAAAAAUCGAAAAAACUAAACGAAGAUAACGCGAAAGAACAAGAAAUAAGUCAGCUAAAUGAUGCAUCGACAAAAAGUGAUAAUAAAAAGCUUAUAAUACCAACGAUUACCAUAGAAAAUGGUAAAACCACGACAGAUAAUGUUUCAAAUAACGAACAACAACAAAACGGUAUUGACACAGUAGUAGAAUGUGUCAAUAAAGAAAUAGAUAAAUUAAGUGAAAAUGAAAAUGUAACGACAGCUAUUGCAACGGAAGCAAUUGAAAAAUCCCUAAAGGAAACGGAAACCGUUAAUGCACAAACAACAACAACAACGACUACGACAGCGAUUGAAAAAGAGGAAGCAGCAUCUGUGGCCGUUAUUACUAGGACAGCGGAAACAACUGAUUGUGAUCCUGAUUUGAAAUCUUCCGUUGCGGAUAAUCUUGAACAUUUGGUUAAUCGCCUUGAGAAACUUGUAGAACGUUUGGAACGCUCUAUUAGUGCUCGUGAAUUGGAAAUAGCCAAUCGUACAUUCGAUAGUGUAUUGGAGAAGAAGCGUGCUAGUUUCGAUUUAGAGACAACUGAGCUGCCGCCAGUGCCCGUUGAAAAUUUGUCGGUAUCCGAGCAAACGGUAAAGCUUAAUCAGCGUAUUGAACGUAUUGAAGAGUCACUGGGCAAGAUCAACGAACGUCAUAGUCUGAGCAGUCGCAGUGAUAGCUUAGUACAUAAUCAACACAAUCAGCUGCCAAGAGACAAUAGUCUGGAAGAUAUUCCUACUGUAUUAGACGAUUUUUCAUCUUUACCGCCACCACCUCCACCACUAGAACUCAAUAUGAGCGUUUUGGGUUUUCAAGAUAUUAUGGCCGGUCCUUUGAGCCAAUAUUUAGCCUUGUCGGCUAAAAUUGGCGGUGAUGUGGCCAAACAUGCCGAUUUUGUUAAAAAGGCUUUUGAUGCCCAACUUCAGUAUGUGACUUUGGCCACCCAAUGUUCUCAACCCAAUCAAAGCAAGCAAAUGGAAUUGUUGAAACCCACAUCGGAUCAAAUUACAGCCAUACAAGACUUCCGUGAAAAGAAUCGUGCUUCUCAAUUUUUCAAUCAUUUGUCAGCAAUUAGUGAAAGUAUCCCUGCUUUGGGUUGGGUGUGUGUGUCCCCUACACCUGGACCCCAUGUUAAGGAAAUGAAUGACGCCGGUCAGUUCUAUACCAACCGUGUAUUGAAGGAAUGGAAGGAAAAAGACACCAAACAUGUGGAAUGGGCCCGUGCCUGGGUACAGACUUUGACCGAAUUGCAACAAUACAUCAAACAAUAUCAUACCACUGGUUUAGUAUGGUCUGGUAAGGGAGCUGCACCAGCAAGUGGUGCUGCCCCACCACCACCACCCAUGGGUGGUUGUCCUCCUCCACCCCCACCACCAACAUUCGAUAUGUCCAACAUGAAUUUGGGUGAGGGACCCGAUGAACGUAGUGCUUUGUUUGCGGAAAUCAAUCAAGGCGAAAAUAUAACUAAAAACUUGAAAAAAGUUACCGCUGAUAUGCAAACCCAUAAAAAUCCAACUUUACGCACCGGCCCCGCACCCUUCAAGACACCCACACAAUUCGGUUCGACCAGCCAAUCAGCAGGUCCCGUUGUUAAGGAUCCAGUCUUUGCCCGCGAUGGCAAGAAAUGGCUUAUUGAAUACCAGAAAAACAACAACAGUUUGUUGGUUGAUAAUGCUGAAAUGAACAAUGUUGUCUACAUGUUCAGGUGUGAAGGUUCCGUUUUGACCGUAAAGGGCAAGGUUAACAACGUUGUGUUGGACUCCUGCAAGAAGUGCUCUUUGGUGUUUGACUCCGUGGUGGCCUCAAUUGAAUUUGUCAAUUGUCAAUCGGUCCAGAUGCAAGUAUUGGGUUUCGUGCCCACCAUUAUUAUUGACAAAACCGAUGGUUGCCAAAUGUAUUUGUCCAAGGAGUCGUUGGGCGUUGAAGUUGUUAGCUCUAAAUCAUCGGAAAUGAAUGUUAUGUUGCCUGAAGACAGUGGAGAUUACACUGAGUUGCCUGUGCCCGAACAAUAUAAGACCACUAUUGCCGGCAAGACUUUAAAAACUGUCUGUGUUGACAGUCUUGGAUAAGCUGUUUUAGUCGGCGGCAUCCGCCUGCUUCAAACCAGCAUAUCUUUUUAACUUAAAACAAACAAAAAAAAAAACAUCAUUAACUGCAACCCCCAAAUUAUGAAUGCCAAUCAAUCAAAACAAAAACAUUUGCUAUUUCUAACUAUAAUCAUCAUUAACAACUUAACAACAACAUAAAACAAUUGAGAAAUUAAACCUUUUGAUAAAAAAAAUCUUUUAAAAAUGUGUACCCUAUAAUAAUAUAAAGUAAAUUUGUUCUAUAAAAUAAAUUACAAAAAAAAAACAUUUGAAUUAACAAUUGUUUAAUAUUUAUUUGUAUAAUUAUAAUGUUUUGAUUAACUGUUCAUUUAUUUUCUUUUAUUUAUUAUACCUUUUAUUUUUGUAUUACACUUUCAACACUUUAUUUGUAUUAUUAAAUUUUACUUUUUUGUAACUGCUUAUUUUUAUAAGUUUACUAAAAUAAACAAACAAAUUCAAAAACAAA